Messenger RNA from Rosa rugosa (rugosa rose), 1887 nucleotides. Its product is annotated as cytochrome P450 CYP749A22-like. The transcript has 6 exons. NCBI's taxonomy places the organism in Eukaryota, Viridiplantae, Streptophyta, Magnoliopsida, Rosales, Rosaceae. The coding region runs from base 172 to 1716 and encodes 514 amino acids. Gene Ontology annotation, molecular function: oxidoreductase activity, acting on paired donors, with incorporation or reduction of molecular oxygen; iron ion binding; heme binding. The record is from RefSeq and is a predicted model, not a curated record.
GCCAGAAAACAAACGAAAAGAUCUCACCAUUGAAAAGGUUAAAGGUGAAAGCUUUUCCCAAUUAUGGAAGACCCAGCAAAACUGAGGAAGAAAACAAAGACCAAGCUUUGUUUCCUCUCUCUCAGACUAAAUGAAUAGUUCUGGUUCAAACAUAAAUCCAGAAGCAAAAAAAUGUCUUCUUUGGAUGGCCUGGUAGUUACUGUUUCAUUGUGUCUGUGUUUUCUGGUAGCUCUGAUCUUCAAGAUCUUUCACAAAAUAUGGUGGACUCCGAUUCGCGUACAGAAACUGAUGGCUUCACAGGGAAUCAGAGGACCUCCUUACAGACUUAUCGAUGGAAACGCCAAAGAAGUCUCCAACAUGGGCAAGGAAGUCAUGAGCAGGCCCUUGGAUCUGUCACACAACAUAUUUCCAGUAGUUCUACCUCAUAUUCAUGCAUGGACCAAAAUCUAUGGGAAGAAUUAUCUUCAGUGGCAUGGUACUCUACCUCAGUUGGUGGUGACGGAAGCUGAGUUGUGCAAGGAGAUAUUCACUAACAAAGAUGGAGUUUAUCUGAAACCCAAGUUCAGACCUUAUGCAAAGAAGGUAUUUGGGAAUGGCCUUCCGGCAUUAGAAGGUGAGAAAUGGGCGAAAUCGCGAAGGCUGGCCAACCAUGCCUUCCAUGGAGAGAGCUUAAAAAAUAUGAUUCCAGACAUGAUAGCUAGUGCCGAGACAAUGCUAGACAGGUGGAAAAGCCAUGAAGAAGGGAAAGAAAUGGAAGUGUAUGAAGAAUUUAGAUUAUUAACUUCAGAAGUGAUUUCUAGGACAGCAUUUGGCAGCAGCUAUGUAGAAGGGAAGAACAUUUUUGAUAUGUUGAUGAAGUUUAGCUUAUUGCUCAAAAAUGAUUACAUACUCAAGUUUCCAGGCAUCAGCAAGCUUUUUAAAACCAACGAUGAUAUCAAAUCAGAGAAGCUUGCGCAAGGAAUACGUGACUCCAUAAUGGGGAUCAUUAAGAAAAGAGAAGAGAAGGCAAUGAGUGGGGAAGAAGAGAGAUUUGGGAGUGAUUUUCUUGGUUUACUAUUGAAGGCUCAUCAUGAUACCAAUGACAUUCAGAGGAUUUCGGUGGAUGAUUUGGUUGAUGAGUGCAAGUCAUUUUACUUGGUUGGACAAGAGACCAGUAAUACUUUGCUUUCCUGGACUGUCUUGCUUUUGGCACUCCAUACUGAUUGGCAAGAGAAAGCAAGAAUGGAAGUCCUACAAUUAUUUGGGAAACAGGCUCCGAAUCCUGAUGGCCUUGCCAAAUUGAAGACCAUGAGUAUGAUCUUCAAUGAGUCCCUAAGGCUAUAUUCUCCAGCUGUUACCGUCACAAGGAGAGUUGAAAAGGAUGUUAGACUCGGAAAGCUCAUUGUUCCUGCUAAUUUUGAGUUGAUUGUCCCAUAUCUGGCGCUUCACCACGAGCCUCAGUCAUGGGGACAAGACGCCCAACUUUUCAAACCAGAGCGAUUCUUUGAAGGAGUUGCUAAAGCUACUAACAACAACUUAACUUCAUUUAUGCCCUUUGGAAUGGGACCUAGAAUUUGUGUGGGCCUCAACUUCGCCACCGUUGAAGCCAAGAUUGCUCUAUCAAUGAUUCUACAGCGCUACUCCUUUACCCUUUCCCCAGGUUAUGUUCACUCACCCUUAAGGAGUGUGACACUUCGCCCACAGCAUGGGGUUCAAGUAAUGCUACACUCAUUGUGAACAAUGAGGACUGAAGACUACGAUUCCUAGUAAAUCUUGGUGUAUUUUAUUUGCUAGCUAGCUCGUAAAGCUGUAACUGAUUAAACAUUUGUCAAAAAUAAAAAUAAUGCUUAAACAUUUCAGGCGUUGACAAAUUUGCCGGGGUGAAAUUCCAUUUCAUUUUUUUAUGUC